Camellia sinensis is the source of this 1662-nucleotide messenger RNA. The record is from RefSeq and is a predicted model, not a curated record. NCBI's taxonomy places the organism in Eukaryota, Viridiplantae, Streptophyta, Magnoliopsida, Ericales, Theaceae.
AAUUAACAAUUAAUGACUUUUUUUUAAUAGUGUUUGAUAAAAAAGUCAUUAAUUAUUAUAUGACCUAUUACAUAAUAAGUCCACCUAUAUAGAAGUACCAUAUGCCAUAAAGUACCUGAUACGGAUACGACAUAUUUGUGAAUGUACCCAUACUUUCAUAUAUCUCUAUGUAUAAAUAUCUGGCUCAUCAGCUCCAUUCCCCAUAUAUCUAUCCUUAAACCCAUGGUCAUAAAAUAUUUUGACACAAAAUGGAGCAAAGAGAUACUUUUUUCAGGCUACUAAGUAUAUCUCUUCUCUGUUUCAUUAUUUUCUUUUCCAUCAACUUGCUUGGAUUGAUUGUCACUGCCAAGGGCAACACCGGUUUCAUUCUUAGCAAUGAGACAGACUAUCAAGCUUUGCUUGCAAUCAAGUAUUUGAUACCAGUAGAUCCUCUUGGUGCCUUUAGCUCAUGGAACCAUUCUAUUCACUUUUGCAAUUGGCAAGGAGUCACAUGCAGUCGCCGACAUCAGCGUGUGACCGUCCUAAGCUUAUUUUCUCUCUCAUUGGUGGGUUCUAUAACUCCUCACAUUGGAAAUCUCACCUUCCUUCGGACUAUUGAUUUUAGUAACAAUAGUUUAUAUGGUGAAAUCCCCCUAGAGAUUGGUAGGUUGUUUCGUCUCCAAAAUCUUUGGCUUUCAAAUAAUUCUUUCCAAGGUAAAUUUCCUACCUUUUUGACUCAUUGUUCAGAUUUGAGAGUCAUUGAUUUGGCUAAUAACAAUCUAGGAGGAAACAUUCCUACCGAGUUUAGUUCUUUGUCCAAUCUCUUCCACUUGAAUCUUGGAACGAAUCGUUUUAUGGGAACUAUCCCACUUUCAAUUGCGAAUCUUUCUAGUUUACGCUUGCUUUCUCUUAUGAGCAAUAAUCUAGAGGGAAACAUUCCCAUCCAACUUGGGCAGCUUUCUAAGUUGGAGUUUCUUCAGUUGUCGGCAAACAAUUUGUCUGGUAUGGUUCCUACUUCACUUUACAACAUCUCAUCAAUCUAUUUCUUCUCUAUUGCUGUCAACCGGUUGCAUGGAAUUCUCCCACCGGAUUUGGGCCUCACCCUUCCAAAUUUGCAAACUUUUUUGGUUGGACUCAAUCAAUUUUAUGGUCCUAUACCAUCGUCAAUAGCCAAUGCUACUAGACUUGUAAAAUUUGAGAUCCCCAAAAAUUCUUUUACUGGGUCCAUGCCAAUGAAUCUGGGAACCCUUGAUUCUCUAGAAAUUUUACGUGCUAAUAGUAACUCACUUGGAACAAAUGAAGGCAAUAAUGAGUCGAUGAACUUUAUCACUUCUUUAUCCAACUGUUCCUAUCUAAUGAUAUUGGAUUUGGGUAUAAAUAAUUUUAGUGGUUUGUUGCCCCAUUCCAUUGCAAAUCUCUCCAAGACAAUCAUUUGGUUGACAUUGGAUGAAAACUAUAUAUCUGGAACCAUACCUGUUGGUAUUGGGAACCUUGUAAAUUUACGCAGACUUUAUUUAGACCAGAACAUGCUUACGGGUAGUAUUCCCGAGUCCGUUGGAAAGCUUUCCAAGUUGGAACAGUUGUUGCUAUUAUUAAAUAACAUCUGGAGAAAUUCCAUCCUCUAUUGGAAACCUUACUCGACUUGGUAGUCUUCUCAUACAAAAUAAUAUGAUAGAGGGAAGC